Elaeis guineensis (African oil palm) is the source of this 2914-nucleotide messenger RNA. Lineage: Eukaryota; Viridiplantae; Streptophyta; Magnoliopsida; Arecales; Arecaceae. The record is from RefSeq and is a predicted model, not a curated record.
AAAAAGGAUAUUGAUUACCAUGAUUUCAUUGGGAUUGUGACUUUACUCCUUAUCAAUUCCACCAUUAGUUUUUUAGAGGAAAAUAAUGCGGGCAAUGCAGCUGCUGCUCUAAUGGCUCGGUUGGCACCGAAGGCAAAGGUUUUACGUAAUGGGAAAUGGAGUGAGGAGGAUGCAUCGGUUCUAGUUCCAGGUGAUAUAAUCAGCAUUAAACUUGGUGACAUUAUUCCUGCUGAUGCACGUCUUCUGGAGGGAGAUCCUCUGAAAAUUGAUCAGUCUGCUCUUACGGGAGAAUCGCUACCAGUAACUAAGAACCCUGGUGAUGGAGUUUACUCUGGUUCGACGUGCAAGCAAGGUGAAAUAGAAGCAGUUGUAAUUGCCACUGGAGUUCAUACUUUCUUUGGGAAAGCAGCUCAUCUUGUAGAAUCAACUACUCAUGUUGGCCAUUUUCAAAAGGUUUUGACUGCAAUAGGGAACUUUUGUAUCUGCUCAAUAGCUGUUGGAAUGGUCAUUGAUAUAAUUGUGAUGUAUGGUAUUCGUGGAGAGGCAUAUCGAACUGUCAUUGAUAAUCUUCUAGUGCUACUCAUUGGUGGGAUUCCAAUUGCCAUGCCCACAGUUCUUUCUGUUACAAUGGCCAUUGGAUCGCAUCGCUUGUCCCAGCAGGGUGCCAUAACAAAAAGAAUGACUGCUAUUGAAGAAAUGGCUGGAAUGGAUGUUCUAUGUAGUGAUAAAACAGGAACUCUAACUCUCAACCAGCUCACAGUUGACAAGAGUAUGAUUGAGGUUAUCGCCAAAGGCGUUGACAGGGAUCAAGUUGUCUUGAUGGCUGCAAGGGCUUCAAGAUUGGAGAACCAAGAUGCUAUUGAUUCUGCAGUUGUUUCCAUGUUAUCAGACCCAAGAGAGGCACGUGUGGAUAUUUGUGAGGUUCACUUCCUUCCAUUCAACCCUACUGACAAGAGAACGGCACUUACAUACUUGGAUGCUGCUGGCAAAAUGCAUAGGGUGAGCAAAGGUGCACCAGAACAGAUUCUCAAUCUUGCAUGGAACAAGGCAGAUAUUGAAAGAAAAGUGCAUGGAAUUAUUGACAAAUUUGCGGAUAGAGGGCUUCGGUCGCUUGCCGUUGCCUAUCAGAAAGUGCCUGCUGGUAUCAAAGACAGUCCAGGAGGACCCUGGGAAUUCAUUGGCCUUCUUCCUCUGUUUGAUCCUCCGCGUCAUGAUAGUGCUGAAACAAUUCGCAGAGCUCUGAACCUUGGAGUUAGUGUCAAGAUGAUUACAGGUGAUCAGUUGGCAAUUGCUAAGGAAACUGGUCGGAGGCUUGGAAUGGGCACUAACAUGUACCCAUCUUCAUCUUUAUUGGGUGAGACCAAGCAUGGAGAAAUUGCAGUAUUACCAGUUGAUGAGCUAAUUGAGCAAGCAGAUGGUUUUGCUGGGGUGUUCCCAGAGCACAAGUAUGAAAUCGUGAAGCGACUGCAAGCCAGAAAGCAUAUUUGUGGGAUGACUGGAGAUGGAGUCAAUGAUGCACCUGCAUUGAAGAAGGCGGACAUAGGAAUUGCAGUGGCAGAUGCAACAGAUGCUGCUCGGAGUGCCUCUGACAUAGUUCUUACAGAGCCUGGAUUGAGUGUGAUUAUCAGUGCUGUCUUAACCAGCCGUGCAAUUUUCCAGAGGAUGAAAAAUUACACGAUAUAUGCUGUGUCAAUAACUAUACGUAUUGUGCUUGGAUUUAUGUUGCUGAAUGUCUUCUGGAGAUUUAACUUUCCUCCAUUCAUGGUCCUUGUGAUUGCAGUUCUUAAUGAUGGUACAAUCAUGACUAUAUCCAAGGACCGUGUCAAGCCAUCUCCACUUCCUGAUAGUUGGAAACUUUCUGAAAUAUUUGCAACUGGAGUGGUCAUUGGUUCUUAUCUGGCUCUCACCACUGCCAUAUUUUACUGGGCAGCUAAUGAGACUGAAUUUUUUGUGCACAUCUUCAAGGUCAAGACUUUCAACAAACACAAACUCGAUGUGUCAAACAAUGAUGUCCGCUUUGACAACACAGAAAAGUUGGCAUCUGCUGUAUACCUUCAAGUGAGCACCAUUAGCCAGGCAUUAAUAUUUGUGACACGUUCCAGAGGUUGGUCUUUUUUGGAGCGACCUGGCCUUCUCCUCGUUAUUGCAUUUGUCAUUGCACAACUGGUUGCUAGUAUCCUAGCUGCCCAUGCAACUUGGGCGUUUGCUGGAAUCAAAAGUAUUGGUUGGCAUUGGACAGGGGUUAUUUGGGCUUACAACAUCGUUAUCUACUUGCUCCUUGACCCAAUCAAACUUGGUGUACGAUAUGCACUCAGUGGAAAAGCCUGGAAUCUGGUCUUAGAUAAGAGGACGGCAUUUACCAGCCAGAAAGAUUUUGGGCGGGAAGCUCGGGAGGCUGCAUGGGCCCAUGAGCAACGAACACUGCAUGGCCUGCAGCCUGCAGAACCAAGAAUGUUUUUAGAGCGGGCCACCUUCAAUGAAAUUAGUCAAAUGGCUGAAGAAGCUAAAAGGCGUGCAGAGAUUGCAAGGCUGAGGGAGCUGCAUACAUUGAAAGGAAGGGUGGAAUCGUUCGCCAAACUUAGAGGGCUAGACAUUGAGGCCAUUAACCAGCACUACACUGUGUGACAGUGUUUAAGGAGAUUUAAAAGGUUCCAGGCAUCUUAGAUCUUUUUGCUCAUUAGAUUCGUCUGGUCCAGUAGUAAUCAUUAUUGUAAUAAUUUGAGUUCGUUUAUUCAAAUAAGUAGUGUCUACUUUCUAACAGAGACAAUUCGUCCAUAAGAUGUAAAACAAAACUUCUUGCCAUCAGCACCUGCUGGCAGAUGAGGAGAAGCAUGCUUCCAGUUUGCAUGCCACCUUACUUAUCUUUAAAAAAUGGUCUUACAUGCACAAAUGAAUCCUGAAGGGCAUUUGCAUA